CGGGUGAGUAACGGCCGUGAGGAGAACUAAGAGAAGGAACUGCCUCCCGCGGCAGACGUGGUGUUGGCUCAGAAAACUGUGAUGGCCAUGCAGGAGAAGUACCCAAGUGAGAGACUCUCCCAGGCCAAUUCACCAGGUCCCAGUGUGAUUCAAAAGGGCAGUUCUCUGGUGACUGAAUGGCAGACCCCAGUUAUCUCCGAGCCCUUUCGGAGCCGUUUUAGCCGCUGUUCAAGUGUAGCUGACAGUGGGGACACAGCCAUUGGCACGUCAUGCUCAGAUAUUGCAGAGGAUUUUUGCAGCUCAAGUAGCAGCCCUUCUUUCCAGCCCAUCAAAAAUCACGUAACCAUUCCAACAGCCCAUGUGAUGCCUUCUACUUUGGGGACCUCUCCUGCCAAGCCAAGUUCUUUACCUCCUGGCCCCUCGUCCUCCAAACCGCCUUUGUCAGGGUCAGCUGGAAGUGUGGGGAUGACGAGAAAUGGAGACCUGGCAACAGUGAAGCGUGGCCCAGCUCUGUCGAGAGAUCUGCUGUAUCUUUGUGGGGCUGCUGGAGAAAACGGAGUUGAGCAGUCCUGGUUUCCAGCAGUGGGCCAUGAGAGAGAGAAAGAGGUGAGGAAGUUUGAGGCUCCCAACAUGGAGGCCACCCUCAAUCAAUCAACGAUCAUGGAGACACUCUAUUCAGAUCCCCACUACCGAGUCCACUUCCACAAUCCAAGAGCGGACUCAAACAAGGAGCUGUACAAAGGAUUACCUGAGUCCAAGAAGGCACCAGGCAGUGGCUCAGUGUGUGAGCGGAAUGGACCGCACCCGAGCAGCACUGGGCUGCUUCCUUUGGGACUGCAGCCGGCUCCUGGGCUCUCCAAACCUCUACCCUCUCAGGUAUGGCUGCCGAGUCCUGACCCUUGGCAUCCCCGUGAGCAAUCCUGUGAGCUCAGCACUUGUCGGCAGCAGCUGGAGUUGAUCCGUUUACAAAUGGAGCAGAUGCAGCUUCAGAACGGAGCUCUGUGCCACCAUCCCGCGGCUUUUGUUCCUUCGCUGCCCACUUUGGAGCCAGCACAGUGGAUCAGUAUCCUGAACAGUAAUGAACACCACCUGAAGGAGAAGGAGCUCCUCAUUGACAAGCAACGGAAACACAUCUCGCAGCUGGAACAGAGAGUGCGAGAGAGCGAACUACAAGUCCAUAGUGCCCUCUUGGGCCGUCCCGCUCCCUUGGGGGAUGUCUGCUUGCUGAGGCUGCAGGAACUGCAGCGAGAGAACACUUUCUUACGCGCACAGUUUGCACAGAAGACUGACGCCUUGAGCAAAGAAAAGAUGGAGCUUGAAAAGAAACUCUCUGCUUCCGAAGUGGAAGUGCAGCUCCUCAGAGAGUCCCUCAGAGUGGCACUGCAGAAGCACUCGGAGGAGGGCAAGAAGCAGGACGAGAGGGUCAAGGGUCGUGAUAAACACAUAAAUAAUCUGAAAAAGAAAUGUCAGAAAGAAUCAGAGCAGAACCGGGAGAAGCAGCAACGUAUCGAGACUCUGGAGCGCUAUUUAGCUGACCUACCCACCCUGGAAGACCAUCAGAAGCAGAGCCAACAGCUGAAGGAAUCUGAGCUGCGGAGCACAGAGCUGCAAGAGAGAGUGACGGAGCUGGAGAGCUUGCUGGAAGAGACGCAGGCAGCCUGCAGGGACAAGGAGGCACAACUGGAAAGCCUGCGACAGAGGGAAGCUGCUGGACCAAGCCUGCAAGAUAAGCAGUCUGUGAGGGAAGACCGGACGGGAGACGGUCCGAAAGUAGAGCUGGAGUCCUGGCAGAAGGAGUGUGAUUCCCUCCGAAAGGUGGUAGAGAAGCAGCAGCAGAAGAUGGAUCAGUUGCGUUCCCAAGUACAGAGUCUAGAACAGGAAGUGGCUCAAGAAGAAGGAAUAAGCCAGGCCCUACGAGAGGAGGCCCAGCGGAGGGAGACUGCGCUGCAGCAGCUGCGUACAGCUGUGAAGGAGCUUUCGGUGCAAAACCAGGACUUGAUUGAGAAGAAUCUGACGCUCCAGGAACACCUGCGUCAGGCCCAGCCGGGCUCCCCACCACCACCAGACACGGCCCAGCUGGCACUGGAGCUGCAACAGGAGUUGGCCAGUUGCCUUCAAGAUCUGCAGGCAGUCUGCAGCAUCGUGACCCAGCAAGCCCAAGGCCAUGACCCCAAUCUCUCUCUGCUUCUAGGCAUUCACUCUGCCCAACACCCAGGGCCUCCGGUGGACUUGCAGAAGCCAGAUGUGAUUAGGAAGAAGUUAGAGGAGAUUCGGCAACUGCGCUGUGACAUCGAGGACUUACGGACUACCAUGUCAGACAGAUAUGCCCAGGCCAUGGGAGAAAACUGUGUCACACAGUGAGGAAUGCUGGGGGCGAGGGGCAGGCCCUAUUGCUCCAGGGAGGGUCUGGGCUGCUGAGAGUCCAGUCCCACCGGUCCCUGCCCUGACACUUGUGCUUACUGUCUUGUGCUAUUCCUGGAGAAGAGGGGCAGUGAGUCUGCCUUGGGGGCCCAGGGUGGAUCAGUGAGCCACGCCUGUUCAUGGGUUUGCCUUGUUGGGUUAUGUUGGUCCUCUCAUCCUGAUUCACCCUGAGGGUGAGUUCUUAGUUAACUUUUGCAGGCAGAGCUGCUAAGUUCUCACACACUACUACUCCCAGCCUCAACUGAUGCUGGAGGCAAACAUCGUGCUAGAGGAUGACUGCUGUCUCCAUCCUCUGGGAAGGAUCACAUUCACCCCCACUCUCUACUUGAUCCUGCUGCUUGUCAGCACUCCUUAAAGAGGCCUGGCUGUCCGAGUCCCUAACAUAAGGGCUGCUUGUGAAUUCUUGGGCCUCAUAUGCCAGCCUUGCAGGGAGCUGAGCUAGCAGCUUUCUGGGGUCUCUCUCAGCCCCAGACUGCUGCUGCUGCUUCAGGGCUCUUGUUCUAGCAGAAACCUCUGAAGAAUGUCUUCACUUGCAAAGUCCCCACAAGGGUUGGAGGCCCAGAGCUUGCUGCCGAGGGCCUUCAUGUGCUCCCCAGGCCAGUCUCUCUGGCUGCCCUCUGACUCAGGGGCCCUUUUCCUCCACUCUCCAUCCGCUUUGGGCUUAAAUUAUAAACACUUUGGUGGCUUCUGAUGUGGGUGGGAUUCCCCACAGAAUACCAACUGUCAAGCUGUAUUCCCCUCUCCUGGAGCUGGGGCCCAAGCUUGGGCUGUUUGUGCCUCAAUUCCGGGGGAGGGCUUUGACUUUCUUGGCUUUGGGCUCCUUGAGAACUCGGAGUACCUUUAAGUUAAACUCCCAGUGUUUUUGUUUUGAGUUUGUAUAGGGUCUUUGGACCCUCUGCUUUCCUGGGUUAUCUUGCCUUCUUGGUUUAGAGGGCAUCUCACAAUUGUUGGUGUCUGGCUCUUGGGACUGGCCCAGGCUGACCCUAGAUUGGAAGCCAGGCCAAGCAGGAGCCAGGAGGGCACGAAGGAGCCCCGAGCAGCUCAGGAGUCCCUGAGCAGCAUCCUGGACCUCCCUCCUGGGUCUGAAUGCCCCUCACACAGAAGGGUUUUUCCAUGGUGUUGGACCCGUGGAGGGAGGGACUCUACCCUUCCACUGGAGCAGCCCCGCUGCCCUGCCCUCCGCUUCUGGGCUCCUGCUUCUGAAAGCAGAGCCGCCUGGCUGGUCUUUGCCUUGCGUUUGGAGCCCGGCCACCAUGCUCACGGGUAUUUUUCCUUGUAAAGUUGAUAAGCAGGUAUUUAUAUGAAUCUUUGUUUAUGUUAACUGGUUUGUACUGCCUAUUUUGACUACAAAAUAAAAUAUUUAACAGA
Echinops telfairi (small Madagascar hedgehog) is the source of this 3789-nucleotide messenger RNA. It is a transcript of the gene CEP85, whose product is annotated as centrosomal protein 85. The transcript is spliced from 14 exons. Gene Ontology annotation, cellular component: centrosome. The record is from RefSeq and is a predicted model, not a curated record. Lineage: Eukaryota; Metazoa; Chordata; Mammalia; Afrosoricida; Tenrecidae. The coding region runs from base 82 to 2361 and encodes 759 amino acids.